Molecule: messenger RNA, 3976 nt
Organism: Chinchilla lanigera (long-tailed chinchilla)
Lineage: Eukaryota; Metazoa; Chordata; Mammalia; Rodentia; Chinchillidae
Gene: Hspa13
Product: heat shock protein 70kDa family, member 13
Exons: 5
Coding region: 72-1487 (471 amino acids)
Biological process (GO): vesicle-mediated transport; protein refolding; cellular response to unfolded protein
Cellular component (GO): cytoplasm; cytosol; nucleus
Molecular function (GO): heat shock protein binding; ATP binding; ATP-dependent protein folding chaperone
Source: RefSeq, a predicted model, not a curated record
GGCCGCUGGCGGCCUGGGGGCGGAGCCUUGCGUAAGGUACAGUCAUACCAAGCACCUUCGGCGGGACUGUAAUGGCCGGAGAGAUGACGAUCUUAGGAUCGGCUGUUUUGACUCUCCUGUUGGCUGGCUAUUUGGCACAACAGUAUUUACCACUGCCCACUCCUAAAGUGAUCGGCAUCGACCUAGGCACCACCUAUUGUUCCGUGGGAGUGUUUUUUCCUGGCACAGGAAAAGUAAAGGUGAUUCCAGAUGAAAAUGGGCAUAACAGUAUACCCAGCAUGGUGUCCUUUACCGACCAUGAUGUAUAUGUGGGAUAUGAGAGCUUAGAACUGGCAGAUUCAAAUCCUCAAAACACAAUAUAUGAUGCCAAAAGAUUCAUAGGUAAGAUUUUCACCCCUGAAGAGCUUGAGGCCGAAAUUGGCAGAUAUCCAUUUAAGGUGUUAAACAAAGAUGGAAUGGUUGAGUUUUCUGUGACAAGUAACGAGACCAUCACCGUUUCCCCGGAAUACGUUGGCUCUCGACUGUUGUUGAAAUUAAAGCAAAUGGCAGAGGAGUAUCUUGGAAUGCCAGUCGCCAAUGCUGUCAUUUCUGUCCCAGCAGAAUUUGACCUCAAACAGAGAAAUUCAACAGUUGAAGCUGCUAACCUUGCAGGACUAAAGAUUUUAAGGGUGAUAAAUGAACCCACAGCAGCAGCUAUGGCCUAUGGUCUCCACAAGGCUGAUGUUUUCCACGUCUUGGUCAUAGACUUGGGAGGAGGAACUCUAGAUGUGUCUUUACUAAAUAAACAAGGAGGAAUGUUCCUAACCCGAGCAAUGUCUGGAAACAAUAAACUUGGAGGACAGGACUUCAAUCAGAGAUUGCUUCAGUACUUAUAUAAACAGAUCUAUCAAACAUAUGGCUUCUUCCCCUCUAAGAAAGAGGAAAUCCACAGAUUAAGGCAAGCUGUGGAAAUGGUCAAAUUAAAUCUGACUCUUCAUCAGUCUGCCCAGAUGUCAGUAUUGCUAACUGUCGAGGAAAUGGACAGAAAGGAAGCUCAGGGCGAGGACACUAAAUGGCCAAAGGACAAACUUAGCCCAGCAGAUCACCACCAUGUGAACAGAGCAUUUGGACCUGACCCUUCUGAAAAGAAAGGUAGAGAAAACCAGGUUUUAUUUGAAACAGAAAUAUCUCGGAAGCUCUUUGAUACCCUCAACGAAGAUCUUUUUCAGAAAAUCCUCGUGCCCAUUCAGCAAGUAUUAAAAGAAGGCCAUCUAGACAAGACUGAGAUCGAUGAGGUGGUUUUAGUUGGGGGUUCUACUCGUAUUCCUCGAAUCCGCCAAGUCAUUCAAGAGUUCUUUGGGAAGGAUCCCAACACGUCUGUAGACCCCGACCUGGCAGUGGUAACGGGGGUGGCUAUCCAGGCGGGGAUUGAUGGAGGGUCUUGGCCUCUGCAAGUCAGUGCUUUAGAAAUUCCCAAUAAGCAUUUACAAAAAACCAACUUCAACUGAAUUCUGGAAGAAUGAUGACUGUUUGUGAUCUGUCUAAUGAUCUCUUUCCCCUUAACAGACCACCUGCUCCUAAAAAGAAAAUCUCUAAUGUGGCUCACAGAUUCACCCACAAGGCAACAUUUACAUUUUAUGUAGAAUUUUAUUUUAGGAUUCAGUGUGACCAAAUGGAUCCUAUUUGAUUUUGCAGAGGUCUUCUUCCAACAAACACUUCAAAAAUGUUAGAAUUGAAAAACUUCUUAGAGGAACAUAGGUGGCUGUACUUAUUGGAUUCUGGAAAUAGAUAAACAUACGCAUCUAACAUUAAAUAGUGCCAAUUGUGAGAUACCCAGUUCUUACUAAAUUGUAUUAGUAGGACUUGGUAAUUUCUUUACUUGUAUAUCACAUGUAACUUAAUUUGGUCUAUACUUGAAGGACAGUGUUGAUGUCAGGUAUUUACAUGAGCUGGGAGAUAGCAGUAUUAUUAAACUGCAUAUUUAAUACUAGCUGGCUUACACAUUUACUUUCACAGUGCAGUAUCCCAUUAUGGGUUAUAUUCUUUCAAUCUAUGGUCUCCAGAUUAUUUUAAUGUAUUUAAUAAAUCAGUUUAUUUUGUUUCUAAAAUAGCUACAUUUAUGGAAAUUUUCUAUGGUAGAAGUAGAAAUAUCCAAUUUAUAUUAUAGUUCCUUUAUUUGCUGUGUUAUCGUUCUCUGGGUUUCCAUGGUUCUGCCUGGUUAAAAACCAGUAGAGAAUUUUUAAUUGCAUUUUUUGUUUUGUUUUGUUUUGUUUUUUUUCUGGUACCGGGAAUUGAACUCACGUCGUUGCGCUUACCAGGCAGGCGUUGUGCCACUGAACUAAAUCCCCAGCCCCUUUAAUUGCAUUUUUAAAUGUGCCAUUGUCACAAUAAAGCCACCAUUAUUAUCUCAUUUUUGUUAUCCAAAACUUUUGCAUACAUUGGUAAAUAGCAUUAAUUCCUACUAUAUUUUAUGCUUUUAUUUUGUUUUUAUUUUCAGUAAACUCUAGAACCUGUCGCAUGCAUGCAUUUAACCUAUCAAGUGUUACUCAGUUUUACUGAAAUUUUCCUCCAUAUUUAGUUUUGCAUGACUAAAUUCAAACUGUAAGAGGCCUGUUAUUUGAUAUUUUUUUAAAUAGUUGUAAUGUUUUCAUACAAAUGUUUAGUGUAUGAUGAGCAAAAAAAUUGUGAAUACUGGAAAUAAUUCAAAUGUGAAAAGCAAUGUAGAAAAUUUUAUUACAAAUCAGCACUUAUAGCAAUUGUGUUUAUUUUGUUUCUGAGAAAAGUCACAGGGACCAAGAAAGAUAAUCUAUCAGUUUAAUUGCCAUGAUUUCAGAUAAUGUAUUCUUCUGUCCUUUGCUAAUACAGGCUUCAUGUUAGUGUUGCAAAAUUAUAUUUGGGUUACUCUUUUUGUUAAUCUAGAAUAUAUGUGCUUUAUCCAGUGUUGAAUUUGAAAGGAUGUUGAGUUUCCAGUGACUAAAGAAUGAAGCAAAUUUAUUUCACCAACAUCAAAACAUUUCAGCUUUUCAUAAUAAAAACGUGAAUAGUGUUAAGACUUCUUUGCAGAUCUAAAAAGACAAAUAUUUCUUAGAAGUGAAAUUGCUGUUAAAACAUAAACUUCAUCAAAUACUUUUGUGUACAGAAAAUGUGUAGUAGAAAGAUAGGAAAAUGUAAAAUAUUACGUAUUUAGAACUAAUGGAGAAAUGCCAAAGAUGAAUCCUUCACUGCAUUAUGAAAAUAAUCAAGUAUUCUCUUGGACUUUGUUUAAAGCCUUUAUAUAUUUUAGAAUUGAAAAUUAUCAUGGUGAAAGUCUUUGAUACAAAGUGUUGAAUUUCGCUAAAAAUUCUACAUAUAGUAUCAGCUUUAACCUGAAGCAUUUUAAGAUUUAAAAAAGUCUCAGAUAUUUAAUAUGGUUCAAGGCACUCUGUUAACACUUUUAAAAGGAAACAAAUUGCAAAACUGGGCAACUAAUCUCAUACUAGAAUAGGAAUUUAAAUAACUUGUGUUGAAAGACAGAAUGGCAGUGUUAGAAAUUGAGGGCAAUCGCUUAGCAUAUUCUCUGGAAUAGUUAUACCUUUGUAAAAAAAGGAGUUUAUGUCGUCUGUCAUGUUUUAUGGAGCUGUAUGCAUAAAACUGAUAGCAGUGUUUAUUUAAAAGGCAGUGCAUUCUAAAAGGGAUUAUUCAUAAGUAAAAACCUGAAAACUUUUUCCUUAAAAUGAAAUUUUUUGUUGUACAUUUGGCUAGAGUUUUUGAACUAUAUAACUUUUAAAAUACUAAAUGUCUUGUGUGAUUAGAAUGUGAAUGAGUAAUUUAUUUUUUACAGGGAAUGUGUUGGUACUGUGCUUUUACUCAAACCACUAACCAACAGGUACUACUGUAUGUAUGUAAUACGUAGUGAGCAUUACAAUUCAUGUACAGAACAUAUUGUGCCUCUAAAUCUGUGUAUAUAGGUACUUCACAUUUUAAUGUAAAUAAAUACCAUUUGCAGUCUUUUCUUAAA